Messenger RNA from Marmota flaviventris (yellow-bellied marmot), 2547 nucleotides. It is a transcript of the gene Ogg1, whose product is annotated as 8-oxoguanine DNA glycosylase. Lineage: Eukaryota; Metazoa; Chordata; Mammalia; Rodentia; Sciuridae. Gene Ontology annotation, biological process: base-excision repair, AP site formation; base-excision repair; nucleotide-excision repair. Gene Ontology annotation, molecular function: 8-oxo-7,8-dihydroguanine DNA N-glycosylase activity; damaged DNA binding. The record is from RefSeq and is a predicted model, not a curated record. Gene Ontology annotation, cellular component: nucleus.
GGCCACCCCCUGGAAAAGCCGGAAGAACACACUCGCGCGAGCUUCCAAAAUCCAGGGCAUUUUUGCAGUGAAUGCCCGGAGGCUCUGGAGGCUGUAGAGGGAUACGUGAGGAAGAAGGGAGGGGACCUGCCCCUCAGGAAAGCAGGAGGAAAUAGAGGGAGAGGGGAGAGAGGCCUUGGUGACUGUGGGCGAAGCCCUAAGCGGCAUGGUCAUUGUGUAAACGGGGGUCUUUGCCGUUCGGGUGAUUUGGGUCUGAGCCGGCGGGGCUGUGGUGGAGCGGAGCCCGAAAUGGUGGCCCGGUCCCUUCUGCUUGGUAGCAUGACGCAUCGUACUCUAUCCUCGAGCCCGGCCCUCUGGGCCUCCAUCCCGUGUCCACGCUCUGAACUGCGCCUGGAUCUGGUUUUAGCUUCGGGACAGUCCUUCCGGUGGAAGGAGCAAAGCCCUGCACACUGGAGUGGCGUGCUGGCGGAUCAAGUGUGGACACUGACUCAAACUGAGGAGCUGCUAUACUGCACUGUGUACCGAGGGGACAAGGGCUGGACUGGCAAACCCACACCUGAGGAACUGGAGACAGUGCACAAGUACUUCCAGCUAGAUGUCAGCCUGGCUCAACUGUACAGCCAUUGGAGUUCCGUGGACUCCCAUUUCCAAAAGAUGGCUCAGAAAUUCCAAGGUGUGCGAUUGCUGAGACUUGACCCCAUCGAAUGCCUUUUCUCAUUUAUCUGUUCUUCCAACAACAACAUUACCCGCAUCACUGGCAUGGUGGAGCGGCUGUGCCAGGCUUUUGGACCUCGGCUCAUUCAGCUUGAUGAUGUCACCUACCAUGGCUUCCCCACCCUGCAAGCCCUGGCUGGUAUGGAGGUGGAAGCUCGCCUCAGGAAGUUGGGUCUGGGGUACCGUGCCCAAUAUGUGAGUGCCAGUGCCCGAGCCAUCCUGGAAGAACAGGGUGGUCUGGCCUGGCUGCAGCAGCUUCGAGAAGCCCCCUAUGAGGAGGCACACAAGGCCCUCUGCACCCUGCCUGGGGUGGGCACCAAGGUGGCUGACUGCAUCUGCCUCAUGGCCCUAGAAAAACCUCAGGCUGUGCCCGUGGACGUCCAUGUGUGGCAGAUAGCCCAACGUGACUACAGCUGGCAUCCUACCACAUCCCGGGCCAAGGGCCCCAGCCCUCAGGCUAACAAGGAACUGGGAAACUUUUUCCGGCGCCUGUGGGGACCUUAUGCUGGCUGGGCCCAAGCAUGUACCUUUCUGCCCACACACUCCCCCUCCCAUAGGUGCUGUUCAGUGCUGACCUGCACCAACCCCACCGUUCCCAGGAGCCACCAGCAAAGCGCAAAAAGGUGUCUAAAGGGCCAGAAGUCUAGGCAAGGAGCACUGGACAAAGGAAUUCCCCAAAACCUUUCCCCUCCGUUCCCUGCUUCUCUCCCCACAUCCUCCUUAGGCUUAUGUUGGGGAGGGCUCUCUGAAACUACCUCAGGUGCCAGGCACACCCCAAAUAAGCAAUCAAUUUGCACAACGGGACAGGGUGGGGGCCAUUCUGGAGAGAGAGCUGUAUGGUUUUAUCUUCUUCCCUUUAUUACAAGAAGGAACAAUAAAAUAGAAACCUUUGUAUGGAAAAUGCAGUGAGGAGUGAGAGGAAGGGGUGGGGAGGGCAGUGGGUAGGGUAACUCCCCAGUUCACUCAGGGAAGGGAGUAGGCUACCCCCAGCCCCUCCCACAAAAGAAACCCUGACUAGAUCCAGGGCCCUAGAGCUGCGGGGGCAUUGUUGGGGACAGUUCCGGGCCUGGCUCCACAUAGCAAUCUCGACAGCAGCAGCCGGCUGACGGCCCUGUGUGGGAGGACAGAAUACAGUUGGCAGUAGGGCACACCCUGCACUCCAGCUGGGCGUCUCUUCGUGGCCCACCCACACCCUUCCAAGCAUCCCUGCUCCUCACCCCCAGCCGUUGGCGUCAGCAGCUCCCCGUGGCUCGCCGUCUGUCCCUGACCCUCCUGGCUGGUGCCCAACUGUAGCUUCCUCAUGUGCCGCACCACAGCCGUGGCAUUGAAAGCUUGCUGUGGAGAAAGGGAAGAAGGGACUUCUGAGAAGGUGGGAGCUUAUAGUCAGGGCCUGGCAGUAGAAUUCUUUCAAUGGUAUUUUUUAUUUGUUUGUUCUUCAUUCAGGGGUUAUUUAGUGACACUUAUAAGUCCCUCCAACCCCAAAACAAGGCUUUUUUUUUUUUUAAACCAUACUGUUAAACCAUAUGGAAAAUGAAUCCAAGGGUGCUCUACCACUGACCUAGAACCUCAGCCCUUUCAGCCCUUUUUUAAACUUUAUUUUGAGGCAGUUUCUCACUAAGUUACCCAGGCUGGUCUCCAACUUGCAAUCCCCAUCUCCUAGGGCACCAGGGUUACAGGUAUGUGCCACCGUGCUCAGCCUCUACAAAGCUUUGUGAAAUUCUGUUCAAUUAUGUGUGCACAUAUAUAUAUAUAGAAUGUAUACAUAAACAUUCUUUGUUUAUGUGUAUACAUAUAAAUAAAACUAUUCAUAUUCAUAUGUAAUAGCAAACACUA